This is a messenger RNA of Aspergillus aculeatus ATCC 16872, 1103 nucleotides long. Its product is annotated as Mrp/NBP35 family ATP-binding protein. Gene Ontology annotation, cellular component: mitochondrion. Gene Ontology annotation, biological process: mitochondrial respiratory chain complex I assembly; iron-sulfur cluster assembly. The transcript is spliced from 4 exons. Lineage: Eukaryota; Fungi; Ascomycota; Eurotiomycetes; Eurotiales; Aspergillaceae. The record is from RefSeq and is a predicted model, not a curated record. Gene Ontology annotation, molecular function: ATP binding; 4 iron, 4 sulfur cluster binding; ATP-dependent FeS chaperone activity. Bases 28 to 1002 code for a protein of 324 amino acids.
CCAUUUCGCAUCGCUUCCACUGUCAUCAUGUUGGGGAAGAGGUUCUUCUCGACCGUUCGGGUGCUGCAGCAUGAUAACCCUUUGGGCCUCCCACGCUCGGGCACUCCGCCCUCCCUCCGCAGCCGCCGGGGGCUGCCCGAGAAGCGCAAGAUCCGGGAUGUGAAGAAGGUGAUUGCCAUUUCGUCCGCGAAGGGGGGCGUAGGGAAGUCUACGAUCGCCGUGAACCUCGCGCUCGCGUUCGCGCGGCGCGGCAUCCGCACCGGAAUCCUGGAUACCGAUAUCUUCGGGCCUUCAAUCCCGACGCUGUUGAAUCUGAGCGGGGAGCCCAGGCUGGAUGAGAAUAACUGCCUCCUCCCGCUAACGAACUACGGCCUCAAAUCCAUGUCGAUGGGCUACCUCCUCCCCCAAACACAACAAGCCCCGUCGUCGACAACAGACCCCGUCCCGAUGGACAGCACCCCAAUCUCCUGGCGAGGCCUGAUGGUCACGAAGGCGAUGCACCAGCUGCUGCACAGCGUCUCGUGGGGCCCGCUGGACGUGCUCUUCCUGGACCUGCCGCCGGGCACGGGCGACGUGCAGCUGACCAUCAACCAGGAGGUCGUGCUGGACGGGGCGGUGAUCGUGACGACGCCGCAGGACAUCGCGCUGCGCGACGCCGUCCGCGGCAUCGGCAUGUUCCAGCGCAUGGACGUGCCCGUGCUGGGCAUGGUGCGCAACAUGGCCUACUUCCGCUGCCCGAGCUGCGGCACCAGCACCGAGAUCUUCGGGCACGGCCACGACCACCUGCGCGGCCGGGAGGACGAGUGGGGGGUGCGGGCGGAGUGUCGCCGCCUGGGCGUCGAGUUCCUCGGCGACGUGCCCCUCGACGGGACCGUGUGCAAGGAUGCGGAUCGCGGGGUGCCGACUGUCGUCGCGGAGGAGGGGAACCCCGACAGUGGGCGGCGGGCGGCGUUCUUGGGGAUCGCGGAGGAGGUGGCGCGGAAGGCUGGGGUGCAGUGGUGAGGGAUUUCACUUUUUUCCAGGCCAGGUAAAGCGAAGGAGGAAAAGGGGGGUUGUUGUAUUAUAUGGUCUCUUUUGGUUCAAGUGUGUAUAUAUACCCUGGC